Molecule: messenger RNA, 716 nt
Organism: Notothenia coriiceps (black rockcod)
Lineage: Eukaryota; Metazoa; Chordata; Actinopteri; Perciformes; Nototheniidae
Product: WD repeat-containing protein 59-like
Exons: 3
Coding region: 1-555 (184 amino acids)
Biological process (GO): cellular response to amino acid starvation; positive regulation of TORC1 signaling
Cellular component (GO): Seh1-associated complex; vacuolar membrane
Molecular function (GO): signaling adaptor activity
Source: RefSeq, a predicted model, not a curated record
AUGUUAAUUGGCCUGCAAGCUGUCGCCACCCAUUUAGCAAUCUUUGUUGAAAGUUUGCUGCUCGAAGACGUCUCCAGGCGUCUCCACCGCACACGUUUAAGUGUGGUCUGCCGCAAGCGGGCGGCAGGAGCGGGGCUGUCGGCAUCAGCAGUUUGUGACAUCACUUCCUCUUCCAGACUGCUGGACCCGACCAACACGCUGCAGUUCGACGACUUCAAGAAGAGUUACGGAGAAAUCCUUCACCGCUGGGGUCUGAGGGAGAAGAGAGCCGACGUCCUCAAGUUCGCCUCCUGCCCUCCUGAACCCCACAAAGGCAUUGAAUUCGGUGUGUACUGCUGUCACUGCCGCAGUCAGGCUCGUGGGACUCAGUGCGCUGUCUGUAAACGCCUCACCUUCCAGUGCGCCAUCUGCCACGUCGCCGUCCGCGGAUCCUCAAACUUCUGCCUGAGCUGCGGACAUGGAGGACACACGAGUCACAUGAUGGACUGGUUCAGGCGGCAGGAUGAAUGUCCGGCCGGCUGUGGCUGCCACUGCCUGCUGCAGAGCACCUUCUGACUGCUCAGGAACAGAAACAAACACACCUCCAGCUGCAGAGUGGAACCUUCUGAUAGCACAGGGACAAACACACCUCCAGCUGCAGAGAGGGGUAUCUGAUGUAGCGUUUACUAAUUUAAAUAAUGAUUCAGAUUAACAUACAAUCAUAACACAUAAUAUAG